AAUAAACAGGUGACACGUCACGCUGGUCGUUAGAUUUAGUGUCGGUGUCAUGCUGAACAUUUUCAAUAAAUCACUGAAAAACGGACAGACGGACGUGAACGCGACGGGAUUUCCGACGCUCGUGCCCGUGCUCCUGUGGCUGUCGUUCCCUCUCCUCCGCUUGUGAACGCGCGGGAAGCUGGGAGCGAGCGUCAGUGAUCCAAGGACAGAGCAGAGGGGCUCGUGAGCAUCAGGUCACCUGGAAUUCCGCGAGCGUACCGAAACGGAGGAGACCCGGACCCGGAGCAACAGCACCGAGCCCGGGAGAACCGGGCUGUCCGUGACGGUCCGACCCGGACCCCAGCGAUCUCGGUGUCACGGGGCUCCAGCGGCUCUCUGUCAUAAACAGCAGCAGACUCAGACCCACGGACACACCGAACCGGGCCCACGGAAACACGGGAGGACAAAACAGAAAUCAACAGGAGGCCGAGUAACGGAUCCAGAACCGCAGGACCGGAUCAUGGAGCUGCGCGGCGUGCUGCUCCUGGCCGUGCUGCAGUGCUGCUCGGUGGCGCUGUGCGGCUGCGAGCCGCGGCUGGUGAAUGUGGGCGCCGUGCUGAGUCAGAAGCGAUACGAGCAGGUGUUCAAGGAGGCGGUGAGUCAGGCCAACGCUCUGUACGGGAAGGACAAGUUCAAGAUGAACGCCAUCUCCGUCACGCACAAGGCCAACGCCAUCCAGAUGGCACUCUCUGUCUGCGAGGACCUCAUCUCCAACCAGGUGUACGCCAUUCUGGUCAGCCAUCCUCCACAGUCCAACGACCACCUGACUCCAACGCCCGUCUCCUACACCGCCGGUUUCUACCGAAUCCCCGUGGUCGGCCUGACGACACGCAUGUCCAUCUACUCUGAUAAGAGCAUCCACCUGUCGUUCCUGAGGACGGUGCCUCCAUACUCCCACCAGGCACAGGUGUGGUUCGACCUGAUGAGGGAGUUCAGGUGGAAUCACAUCAUCCUGAUCGUGAGCGACGACCACGAGGGCCGAGCCGCCCAGAAGAGACUGGAGACCCUGCUGGAGGAGCGUGAGACCAAGACUAAAAACAGGAACUAUGAAAACCUCGACCAACAGAACUUUGACUUCAGGAGAACACCCAAGGCUGAGAAGGUGCUGCUGUUCAGCCAGGACACCAACAUUACCGCCCUGCUGCUGGAGGCAAAAGACCUGGAGGCCCGAGUCAUCAUCCUCUCUGCCAGUGAAGACGAAGCUGCGCUCGUGUACAAAGCCGCCCGGCAGCUCAACAUGACCGGCUCCGGUUAUGUCUGGCUGGUUGGAGAGCGGGAGAUGACCGGCAAAGCUCUGAGUGAAGCUCCAGACGGCCUGCUGGGCCUCCAGCUGAUUAACGGUAAGAACGAGUCGGCGCACAUCGCGGACGCCGUGGCCGUGGUGGCGCAGUCUCUGCAGGAGCUGUUUGAGAAGGAGAACAUCACUGAACCUCCACGGGGCUGCGUGGGAAACACCAACAUCUGGAGGACCGGGCCACUCUUUAAACGGGUGCUGAUGUCAUCAAAGUACCCCGACGGCCUGACAGGACGUAUCGAGUUUAACGACGACGGCGACCGGCGCUUCGCCACCUACAGCAUCCUGAACUACCAGCAGAAACCAGGUCGCCUCGUCCAGGUUGGAGUCUUUAACGGAACACAGGUUGUGAUGAACCCUCAGAGGAAAAUCAUUUGGCCUGGAGGAGAGACGGAGAAGCCAGUCGGAUACCAGAUGUCGACCAGACUGAAGAUCGUGACGAUUCAUCAGGAGCCAUUUGUUUACGUGAAGCCAACGAAAAGCGACGGGACGUGUAAAGAGGAGUACACCGUCAAUGGAGUCCUGAUCAAGAAGGUGAUCUGUACUGGACCCAACGGGACCAUACCAGGUCAGCCCAUCGUCCCGCAGUGUUGCUAUGGUUUCUGCAUCGACCUGCUCAUCAAGCUGGCCAUGAGUAUGAACUUCACCUAUGAGGUUCACCUGGUGGCUGAUGGGAAGUUUGGCACGCAGGAGCGAGUGAACAACAGCAACAAGAAGGAGUGGAACGGGAUGAUGGGGGAGCUGCUGGGAGGCCUCGCCGACAUGAUCGUCGCCCCACUCACCAUCAACAACGAGCGCGCUCAGUACAUCGAGUUCUCCAAACCCUUCAAAUACCAGGGGCUCACCAUCCUCGUCAAGAAGGAAAUCCCUCGCAGCACUCUGGACUCGUUCAUGCAGCCGUUCCAGAGCACGCUGUGGCUGUUAGUCGGUCUGUCGGUCCAUGUGGUGGCAGUGAUGCUUUACCUACUAGACCGGUUCAGCCCGUUCGGAAGGUUCAAAGUGAACAGCGAAGAAGAAGAGGAAGACGCCCUCACCCUGUCCUCGGCCAUGUGGUUCUCGUGGGGAGUGCUGCUGAACUCUGGGAUAGGAGAAGGAGCUCCCAGGAGUUUCUCGGCCAGGAUUCUGGGUAUGGUGUGGGCAGGGUUCGCCAUGAUCAUCGUAGCUUCAUACACUGCCAACCUGGCAGCCUUCCUGGUGCUGGACCGGCCUGAGGAGCGCAUCACUGGCAUCAACGACCCCAGGCUGCGUAACCCAUCAGAUAAGUUCAUCUACGCCACAGUGAAGCAGAGCUCGGUGGAUAUCUACUUCAGAAGGCAGGUGGAGCUCAGCACCAUGUACCGGCACAUGGAGAAGCACAACUACGAGAGCGCCGCCGAGGCCAUCCAAGCUGUGCGAGACAAUAAGCUUCACGCCUUCAUCUGGGACAGCGCCGUGCUGGAGUUUGAGGCGUCGCAGAAGUGCGAUCUGGUGACGACAGGAGAGCUGUUCUUCCGCUCCGGAUUCGGGAUCGGAAUGAGGAAGGACAGCCCGUGGAAACAGAACGUGUCUCUGGCUAUUCUCAGUUCUCAUGAGAACGGCUUCAUGGAGGAUCUCGACAAGACGUGGGUUCGAUACCAGGAGUGCGACUCCAGGAGCAACGCCCCGGCCACCCUCACUUUCGAGAACAUGGCGGGUGUGUUCAUGCUGGUUGCUGGAGGCAUCGUGGCUGGGAUCUUCCUCAUCUUCAUCGAGAUCGCCUACAAACGGCACAAAGACGCCCGCAGGAAACAGAUGCAGCUCGCCUUUGCUGCCGUCAAUGUGUGGAGGAAGAACCUGCAGGAUAGGAAAAGUGGUAGAGCAGAGCCCGAGCCCAAACUGAAAACCUCUUUUAGGUCCAUCACCUCGACCUCCGACCUCAAACGCCGUAGGGCCUCCGGGGAUGCCACGCCGUACCCGACCGACAUCACCGGCCAGCUCAACCUAUCAGAUCCCUCCGUCAGCACCGUGGUCUGAGAGAGCGAGCGAGCUUCACUGCUGCUGCUGAGCCACACAGACACACACUGA
Molecule: messenger RNA, 3376 nt
Organism: Pundamilia nyererei
Lineage: Eukaryota; Metazoa; Chordata; Actinopteri; Cichliformes; Cichlidae
Gene: grin1b
Product: glutamate receptor, ionotropic, N-methyl D-aspartate 1b
Exons: 22
Coding region: 500-3325 (941 amino acids)
Biological process (GO): monoatomic ion transport
Cellular component (GO): membrane
Molecular function (GO): signaling receptor activity; ligand-gated monoatomic ion channel activity
Source: RefSeq, a predicted model, not a curated record